AUGCUCGAUAUUCGCUCGGAGUUGCAGCCGCGACCCCGAUUUCUGGGGUGCAUACUGUCAAAAAUUGAUUGUGCGCAUUUUCGCUUCUGCGCGUCUGUAGGUGCUGUUAUGGCAAAAAGGGUGCACGAUGACGCAUUGGAAGGUGUAUCUGACAAGAUACAAAGGCUCUGGAGAAGUCGAAAACGGUUGGGGAGCUCAGAUAAACAGUUGUUGAUCGAAGAUAUCAAACAUGAAGUUCACAAUUCUGGAGUGGACCAUGAUGACUUGACUCGUUUGUUUGAUAUCAUCUUUGAAGAUUCCACUCCUUCCCACUUUUCAGCGCUGCAGAAAAAGUAUAUGAUAAAGGCAUUGUGCAUAUUCUCAACAAAUAAUACCAUCCUGGACCUGUUACUCGAUCGUAUCCUAAGUAAUAUCGGUGAACCUAAAAUGUAUUAUGUCAAUGGCACCAGAACCAAGCAAUCACGACUACCAAGAAGUAUCCAAAUAGAACUCUUGGACUGGCUACUCUGCUCCCUCCACUUGUUCGGUCCCAAGAUAGUUGACUUUCUCUACCGAAGACUUCCUAUUCUCCUCCAUUUGUUGUCGUACGAAUAUUCUCGCCGAUACAUAUCUCAGCUAGUUUUCGUGGGGUUGAUGGAAUCAGGAGGUAUGUUUCAUGGCUCUAACAAUGGAUCGCUACCUCUCAAAAAAUGGCAUAUAAAAUUGGUGUUGGAUUUACAUCUAAAGUUCCCUUUAGAUGAGCACCUCAAGCUUUUGUUAUGCUUGUUCACCAAAAUAGAUCCUGCUUUGAACUACAGGCGAUUUACAGAUGGAAAACCAAUAUCUAUCAGUACCUCUGGUAGCCUCUUUCGAAUACCUGACGACGAAUUUUUCAACAUAUCAAGUGCUAUCAAUAACAACUUCCAUCGCAGCACUUCCAACUAUCUACUUCAGCAAUUUUCCAAUUUUGACCAACUUUGCAGAAACAAACGAGGGUUUAGGAAAAUUGAUUUUGAGCCAUCUUCAACCUUAAAUGAAAAUGAGGUUUCCAUUACUGAUAUUUACGAUAUUGAAGGCUUGAUCCGCAACUUUAAUCGUAUAAGCUAUCCAAACUCAUGGCUGGUUCUCAGAUUGCGAGAUCACUCCAACUACAGCGUUUUGUCAACCAAGAUUAAAUUGAUAUACGUUACUCUUCGUUUGCUAGCAGGCGAUGAAAAGUUACAAUCAGAAAUGCUUUACUUUAUGAAGACCAGCCUUCAAGAUAACAUCGAGCAGAAAGAAGCAUCACUAUACUAUGAUAGACUCAACAGGUUAUUCGCCAUAUCAGCUGGUAUAGCUGCACCCGAUUUAAAUGCAGAUUUUCUACAGGACACACUGCAAAACAUCAUCCACAGGAUCAGUCUCAUGAAAUUCGAAACCGUUGCGGACUCUCACAACUUUGGGAGCAAGCUACUUCUCCCUCCACAGUGUCAAUGGGACUCUCAACACCACUUCUCCCAAGUGAUCCUGCUAUGGUUGAUUGAAUUUACAUCUUUCAUCAAGUGGUGGUUACAAGAUUUACAGGACCAGAAUUUUGACCAGACUGAGGUCGUCCUGCUGUUGAACACAAUGCUAGGUGCUGUCUUUACUUUUCUUUCCGAGCAUAUUGCUAAUGUCGACUUAACUGUCCAGGUUCUGUCUGUUUACCUCUUCAAGUUCAUUGAAUCAAUGGAUGAGCAAUUAUUCGGCUCAUUAAGCGAUGGUGCUGUUUUGUUUCCACCCAUACUACAUGCUAAGAUGUUGCUUUGCAAGCAUCCGUUUGUCAUAUCGGGAUACUGCGAUUACCUUUUGAAGCUAAAAAACAGGCAAUUUUCAUCGGAAACUGCAAAGUUAUUAUAUACUACUGCACUUCUCGACACCCUCAAUUAUCUUUGGCGAGACAAAGCGCUCGAAAUACAAAGUAAUGAAAAAGUUGAGAGAAGUCAGGUAUUGUCCCUCCAUCGUUCCAUGAUAGACAAGUUGGGAAUGUUGCCAACGUUUGGCUAUUCCAAUAUACUUGAACGAUCUACAUCAGGUAAUUUGUUUCACAACCCCUCAUUUGCCUAUAUAUCUUGCCAAAUUGUUCGCAGGAUAGAGGAUAAGGCAAAUGAUAUUGAGACAAGACAUGACGGUCCCAUCAAGAGGGCAAGUGUGUUGCAAUUGAACGCCAGUUCGGAUGUGAAAUGGAUAGGCAUGAACUACGACGAGGUGAAAGUAGCGGUCUUAAGCGAGCUUGAGGAAAGUGGAUUUCAUGGCUUAUGCAACUUGAUAUACCAGUCCAUUUCUUCAUUGGUUGAUAAGCGGAAAUAA
Meyerozyma guilliermondii ATCC 6260 is the source of this 2307-nucleotide messenger RNA. RefSeq lists its product as uncharacterized. Bases 1 to 2307 code for a protein of 768 amino acids. The transcript has a single exon. The record is from RefSeq and is a predicted model, not a curated record. NCBI's taxonomy places the organism in Eukaryota, Fungi, Ascomycota, Pichiomycetes, Serinales, Debaryomycetaceae.